UGGAUGGCUCUUAUUGCUGGAAUUUCUAAAGCAAUGGAUUUUUCAAAGUAAAUAAACGAAUAUGGCUUUAGUUCAGCUAUGCUGCAACUAAUUUUCAACCUCCGGAAGUGCGCACGAGUGUGCGUCCUUGCUAGUGAAUAUCUUGGACUGGGCUAAAGGGCAAAUCAGCCCUGUUGUGAACUGCUCCGCAAUUCAGCGCCAUUCUCGUCUGUCCGCUCACUGAGACCUGGCGAAUUCCUUCACUGCGCAAUGCUGCCGAACACAGGAAAGUUGUCUGGAUACACCCUGUUUAUCACGGGGGCGAGUCGAGGUAUUGGUAAGGCCAUCGCUCUCAAAGCUGCAAAGGACGGUGCCAAUGUGGUCGUAGCAGCGAAAACCGCGGAAGCCCACCCCAAGCUGCCUGGCACUAUCUACACAGCUGCUGAAGAAAUUGAAGCAGCAGGUGGGAAGGCUUUGCCGUGUAUUGUGGAUGUCCGCGAUGAGAAGCAGAUCAGUGACGCGUUGGAGAGUGCGGUGCAAAAAUUUGGAGGGAUUGACAUCUUGGUGAACAAUGCCAGUGCAAUCAACCUAACGGGGACUCUGAAUACUCCCAUGAAGAAAGUGGACCUUAUGUUGGGCAUCAAUCUCAGAGGAACUUAUCUGACGUCUAAACUGUGCAUCCCACAUCUCUUGAAGAGUAAGAACCCUCACAUCCUCAACCUCAGUCCACCGCUGAACCUUAAUCCUAUCUGGUUUAAAAGCCACACAGCAUACACCAUGGCAAAAUAUGGCAUGUCCAUGUGUGUCCUUGGAAUGUCUGAAGAAUUCAGGGGCUCCAUUGCUGUUAAUGCCUUGUGGCCUAGAACAGCUAUUCAGACAGCUGCGAUGGAUAUGCUGGGUGGAUCUGAAAUAGCCAAAAGCUGCAGAAAAGUUGAAAUUAUGGCUGAUGCCGCCUACGCCAUCCUCAGCAAACCAGUCAGCUAUACAGGACAGUUUGUCAUUGACGACGACAUCCUCAAGAAGGAGGGCAUUAAAGACUUUGAUGUAUAUGCAGUCGCACCAGGCCACCCACUGCUUCCUGACUUCUUCCUGGAUGAGGAUCCAGAGAAGCUUGAGAAGAUGAUGGUGGAUUAUGGUGCCAGUCCUGCUUUCAAGAGUGGAAAAGCCAGCACUGAAGCAGCUUUCAGUGGACCCAUUGGUGAAACGUUUAACAUGAUCAAGGGAAUUCUCACUCCAGAGCUGGUCAAAACCACGCAGGGAGUUUACAAAUUCGACCUGUCUGGGGAGCAUCCCGGAGUUUGGUACAUUGACCUGAAGAACAACGCAGGCAGUGUGGCCAGUGGGGAGCCACCAGUCAAAGCUGAUGUUGAGAUGAACUUGGACAGUAACGACUUUAUCAAGAUGUUCACAGGAAAGUUGAAGCCAACCACGGCGUUCAUGUCCGGCAAGUUGAAGAUCAAGGGGGACAUGACCCUAGCCAUUAAAAUGGAGAAGAUGAUGGCCUUGAUGAACAAGUCCAAGCUGUAGGAUCAACCUGCCUUCUGCCUUAUUUAGUGCCUACCUUUUUCAGGUGUUUAGGAGAGUGCCAUUUUUAUUAAACCGUCAAUUCAACAGAAUGUAGAUGUUUUCUUGUUAUUCAUGUUCUUUCCUGUAAUGACAACAUUUGUGUUCUUCCUUGCAAUAAUAUAACAAUAACACUGGCA
Molecule: messenger RNA, 1682 nt
Organism: Pygocentrus nattereri (red-bellied piranha)
Lineage: Eukaryota; Metazoa; Chordata; Actinopteri; Characiformes; Serrasalmidae
Gene: hsdl2
Product: hydroxysteroid dehydrogenase like 2
Exons: 11
Coding region: 250-1506 (418 amino acids)
Cellular component (GO): mitochondrion
Source: RefSeq, a predicted model, not a curated record